Molecule: messenger RNA, 555 nt
Organism: Fasciola hepatica (liver fluke)
Lineage: Eukaryota; Metazoa; Platyhelminthes; Trematoda; Plagiorchiida; Fasciolidae
Source: the annotation of a GenBank genome assembly
AUGAUUGACAACGAACAACGACAGCUGAAAGAAUCUUUGACUAGAAACGCUUAUCCCGAUGCAUUUAUCGAAAGGCACAGCAAGCCUAAAGUGAUCAGACAAAUGAAUUGUUCAGCAGAAAAACUACUAGUCACCAUUUGUCUUCCAUUCAAACGUGAUGACAUCAAUUGCUUGCUCAAACGACCACUUGGAUCAGCGCUUGCCCGAACAUAUUAUGCAGCUGACCUCAGAAUUGUUCAUCGAACGAUUGAGAUCCCCACACCGUCGGUGAAACAACGUCCACCUCUGUACACCAAAUCGAAUCUGAUUUACCAAUUUCAGUUUAGUUGCGGAGCAACCUACGUGGGUCGAACAGAGCGGCAGUUACGUAACCGAGUGAUUGAAUAUAUUCCAAAUUGGGUACAACGUUUUGUGAUGCAAUCAGGAUCAGAUCAAAGGCAUAAUGACAACGUUCGAAACCAUAAGAUCCCGUCGUCGGCCCUCGCUCGUCAUCUUCUGAUGACGCAACAUCCAGCUGACCGAAGCACUGCGUUUCGGGUCAUUUACGUGGCCUAG